CCAGGCCUGCAGCAGCUCGAGACGUGGCAGGAGCAGCAGGACGCUGCUGGUCGCAGAACCGCGGCACCAAGUGGGAGUUGGUCGCCGGCCAAGCUGCCGUACAAGGUCCACGAGCGAGAUGACUGCACUUCGGACAACAGCGAGGACAGCGACUCCGACGGGGACGAGGUGCCAGAGGGCGGCAGCUCCCGCAGCCGGAGUCAUCCGCAGGCCGCCGCCGCCGCCGCCGAGCCCGACGCCGCGGAGCACGGGCGGCCGCGCCCCGCGGUUGUCGCUGAUGCGGACGUGGAAGGCUUGGAGGUUGGGGUCGAGGAGGUGGGCUUCACGUACCGGGGGCCAGAGCCGACCCUCCACGGGGACUGGGCGCACAAGGGCCGCGUGACUGACUUCUGAGUUGGCGCAGCGUCUCGUUACUGGCUCCCUUCUGACCAGUUCUAGCACGGUGUAGCUCCCUUCCCAUACGUGGGGGAGCUGGCGUUUUUUCAUCGGUGUGGACGGACGCUUUCCCAGAUACAUUUUCGAUUGUUCCUCUGCCACUUGGUUCAACUCGGCCCUACAGCCAAAGGCGUUAGGGCGGCUCCGAGGAGCACGGACUCAUGGGGUACUGGCGCUCCUCCUCUGAGUUUCGGCCAGGCUUCACCUCCUCCUCCUCCUCCUUCUCCUCCUCCUGAGUAGAUGGCAACACACUACAUGGUGAAUCUUCUGUGGGAUGUUUGACGAGCUGGAGGUGGAACUCCCGUCGACUCGCACGAAGCGACGAUUCUCUGCCAUGCUGCGGGGGGACGCAGUCAGUGCACUGCAUAAUGCAGGAGCCAUAAGUCCCCUGUCGCUGAUGUGUUGGCCUAUCCUUUCUAAGGAGGCCCGAGCUGUACGCGCAUUUUCCCAUGCUUGUGGUCUAUAUCAUCUCUUCUGAGCCUCACCCCUUCGCUAAUUCCACGUUUCUCAUUCUCGCUCUCUUCAUCUUGUGGUCCACCGCAGGUUUUCGUGCAAGCUGACGCGCGAGGCGUCCUCCGCACACAGCUCUCCACCCUCGCCGCACCAGCGUGCUCGGCGAUUGCGCGGGAAA
Prorocentrum cordatum is the source of this 1066-nucleotide messenger RNA. The record is from the annotation of a GenBank genome assembly. Lineage: Eukaryota; Dinophyceae; Prorocentrales; Prorocentraceae.